Messenger RNA from Aspergillus ochraceoroseus IBT 24754, 708 nucleotides. RefSeq names its product putative GPI anchored protein. NCBI's taxonomy places the organism in Eukaryota, Fungi, Ascomycota, Eurotiomycetes, Eurotiales, Aspergillaceae. The coding region runs from base 1 to 708 and encodes 235 amino acids. The transcript is spliced from 2 exons. The record is from RefSeq and is a predicted model, not a curated record.
AUGAAGCUCUCUCUUUCUCUCCUCUCCCUGGCGCCUCUCGCCUCCAUGGUCUCUGCCCAUUUCGUCCUCCACUAUCCUACAAGUCGGGGGUCAGAUGAAGGCACCAUGGGUGAAUUCCCCUGCGGUGGAUUCUCUGCCUCCUCCAACCGCACCCAGAUCUCUCUCUCCUCCCCAAGCUUCCCGGUUGCAUUGACAAUGGGCCAUGAUCUGACUGUCGUGGAAUUCCUGCUCGCCAUCGGAACAAACCCGGGAGACAAUUACAAUGUCACCCUCAAACAUACCUUCCAAGUAGAGGGUAUGGGAGCUUUCUGUGUCCCUGACGUGCUCCUCUCCGAGGCCGUGCUAGGAACAAAACUCGUGGACGGAAUGAACUUGACUCUGCAAGUCCAGACUAACGCAGACCCUAAUGGAGGCCUGUACUCGUGCGCUGAUCUCCAACUCACAUCCACCAGUGUUGAAAGCCCCUCCGCGUCCACCUGCGCUAACAACACCGGUGUCACUGCUGUUGCCUUUUCUGGAGCUGCUGCGCAGCGCAACGCCAAUGUCUCCACCCCUGAGGGUGGCUCGCAGAGUGGUUCAUCCGGUUCCUCGUCUACAACUACCGCCAGCACUUCUACUUCGACCUCAACCGGUGCAGCAUCCGCUAUGCAGACUGCUGGUUGGGGAAUGUUGGGUGCAGCUGUUCUUGGUGGCCUUGCAGCACUUUAA